CGACAGAGAGAGACACACAUAGACAGACAGCGAGACACACAGCCUACUAGAAACAUGGACACACAGAACAGCCACUCACACACAGCCCCCUCUCUCCUCUCUCCUCAUCUCAUCCAAACCGGCAUCUCUCUGCCCAAUCGCAAUCUCUCGCAUCCCAUAUGUGUGUGUGUGUGAUUCUCUACGCGACGGUCUCGAUGGCCUCCAUGGGAAUGGGCCCGAUGGCGCCCACCCAUCCGUUAAGCCCCGUGCUGUCCUCAUCCUCGAGACGGAACAUCUGAUCGUCUGGUCACACACACACACACACACAACACAGAGACGGUCAUUCGUCAGUUGGCUGUGAUGAGAGGGUGUCCUGUGGGUGUGGGUGGGGGUGGGUGUGGGCGUGGGCGUCUUACUCUCUCCGUAAGGAUGCUGGCACACCGCACUCAGGUAGGCGAAGCCGUUGAUGUUGGUGUUCCUGCGUAUUCAUGACACAUCCAUCCAUCCAUCAAACACAAAGCACGUCGCUGAGUGUGUGGCCACAAUCCAUCCAUCCACACCAGUAGACAGCGGUGGUCUCAGCGCCGAACGGGCAGGUGAAGAUGCGCGUCAGUUCGGUCUUGUUGCCCAGCUGCGCACACACAUUGACACACACACACACACAUAUGCGGCCAAGUGUGGCCAUCAAGAGAGCGACACAUGCGCACCUGGUCGUCCCACAUGAAGUUGUUGAUGUGGUAGCCGGUGUCCUCGCCAAUCACCAGCACCUUGAACGAGGGGAUGAACGCGAUGUUGUCGGGGUUGCUGCACCCAGUCAACAUCACCACACACAGCCACACACAGGGAGCCGAUCAGACUCGCCUGACCGUGCUGUCAACACACGCACCUGAUGCCCGCGACGUCGCAAUAGUUCUCUGGUACGGUCGUGUUCGGACGGCCGCACACCUUCACACACACACACACACACACACGUAUGUGUUGAGACAGACAGGAUUGCACGCGUGUGUUGUGUUGUGUGGAUCUCAUCCCACUCACCUCAGGGUACAUCCUGACGGUGGUAUACUCGGAGAUGUCGGUGGCCUCGACCGGCAGAGCGUACACACAACCACACUGGACACACACGCACACACACAGACGCGGGCCCAUGAAGGGGGGGCCAACAUGGCGACCGACACGCACGCGUGUGUACCCACCUGGUUGUACUCGACGGUGAUGGCGUUGGGGCCGCCGAUGUCGUAUUGCAGGUCGGGCUCUGAAGGCGCACCACACACACACAUACAGACAGACAGACACCUCGAUGUGCAGGUGGGUUGCAGACGCCGACACAGACACACACACUCACCGCCCUUCCUCUUGUUGUCCUCCAUGCCGUAGCGCACGUCGCUCAUCGCUAUGUACAGGCUGACAGUCAUCACACACACGUGCUUGCAGGUGUCCAUGUCUGUCUGUCUGUCUGUCUGCUGCUCACAUGCUCAGCUCGGGGGCGAAGGUCAUGCCUUCCCACUGCACACAAGAACACACACCACACACAAACGCCCUCGUACCUCUCUCUGUCCACAGACAUUGUCUUGUCUGGAUGCAGUGGAAGGCACGCACCUUGCUGAACUCGGUCGUGCCGCCGAGCAUGGCGGAGUAUCUUCUGGCCUCGAAGAAGGCCGCCGCCACCUCCAUGCCCUCACGCAGACUCAGGCACUCCCAACCUGGGAUGGAUGCGCGCACCAACACACACACAGAGCUCACACACGUGCACAGCGGUAGUGUGUGUGUGUGUGUGUGUUGUGUAUACAGGUGUACCGUUGAGCGUGUUGAUGGACGUGAACCCGUCUUCGCAGCUCUCGGUCUCCUCGAUGGGCUCAGACACGUCAAAGAUAUCGAAGAACGUCGUGUUGGCCUCAAUCAGCUGCACACACACACAUCCCACUGAUUUGUGCCCCCGGAUGGAUGGAUGGACGGACGGAUGCCUACCGCAGCGAGUUCGUCCUGCGUGGCGUGGCCCAGCUUGAUCCACUCGAUGUCGAACUCCCCGCCGCCCUGCAACGUGGGAGCGAACGUGCAUUCACACACACACGUGUGCAUGGUGGUGGGUGGGGAUGAGUGGGAAAGUACCGUGCUGUUGGUCUGCGUGAACUUGGCGGCGUAGAGGGUGGCCGACGAGUAGUCGUGGGGAGUGUCGAGCACCGCCAUGUGCCUGCAUAAACAAACGCACCAGACACGCAUCGCGUGUGUGUGCGUGUGUGUGCGCGUGUCCGUCACGGGAGUGUGUCUUCGUGGUUUUACCAUACGACAUUGGUGCCGUCGUCGCUCAUGUAGACGGUGACAUUGUCGGGCAUCAUGUAGCCGAGCUCGUUGGACCGACGACCUGCGUGACGUGUGUGCAAGUGGGGGUGUGGUGUAGGUCACCGUCUAUGUGUGUGUGAGGGUCGACGUACCGAGAGCAUAGUACUUGCUGACAUUGGCGUUGCCCUGGUCAUCGAGGUCCAUCUGACAUACAUACACACACGCGUGUCGUGUGAUCGUGUGACGCAUGGGAUAAUGGGCGUGAGGGUGCGGUGCAUGCUAUGCUAUGCUAUGCUAUGUGCAGAGAGAGACAUCUAGUCUAGUGGGUCGGUGCGUUCGUUCUCCCUCCCACCCCCCUGCCCUACCCCGACAAUGUAUCCGUAUUUGUAGGGGUUGAAGGUGCUCUUGAUCGCGUCGGCCGUCAGGUUGACCUCGUUGUAGUAGCCGAAAUACCUACACACACACACACACACACACACCCAUAUAGGUCCACUCCACGCCACAGCCACAAGAUACCCACCCUCACCCGACCGACUCACCUCAUGUAGUCGAUGAUGUCUUGCAUCUCCGAGGUGGCAUCGGCGAGGCCCUCCUCAGUCAGCUCCAUCACCGAGCGGGCGUCAGGCUCGUACUCCUCCCCCAGCAGCCGCGUGCCGGCAGGGGUGACAGAGCCCGCACACGGGAUCUGCACAUCAAUCAUUUUUGCACACGUGCAUACAGGUUGUGGUCUUCUUGGCUCACUCCAUCCGCUCACCCAGAGGCCGCCCCAUUCGGCGAAGUCGAUGCGCUCGCUCUCCACCGCUGUCAGGUUGCCGUUCUCACUCUGCGCCAACCUCACCUGCACACACAUCACAUCACACCACAUCACAUGACCUCACGCAAUCCGACAGGCGGGCCAUUUGACUGACGGACGGACGGACUGACCUUGUAGAGCUCGCCAGGACGGGGCCUCUCGAAUUGGGUGACCUGCAUUGGAUGCAUCACCACACACACAAGCACACCAAUGUUGUCUCGUCUCGAUGUAUCUGUAUUAUCUCGUUUGGAGCAUGUGGGCACCAUCCAUACCAUGUAGACCGUCCCGUCGGGCGUGACGUGGAAAGAGGAGAAGUCGGGGUCGUGCGCUAUCGUCGGCGUGAAGGUGCCGUCAUCCGCCAUCUAAACCAGGGAACCGACCAGCCACAGCACAGCACAGACGAGUAAGCACAUGUGUGUGUGUGUGCGUGUGUGUGCGGCUGGCUCGCUAACGUCAUAGACGGGUGUGUUGUUGACGUUCAUGACGGCUCCGAAGGUGUCGCCCUCAUAGGGGUGCUCCUCACGCCACUCGGGGCCAUCUGCAGGCACCCACACACCAAGACAGACACACACGACAAACGUGUGUAAUAAUUGGGCUGUACGGGUGGCGAGUGCGUAGACUGUCCGGCUGGCUAGCUGGCUGACCUCUGAGGAUGUUCAUGAAGGAGACGUUGUAGUCCCUGCCGUUGAUCGUCACCCUCUCGGUGCCCAACACUGCACACACACCACACCCACAAGACACGACAGCCACACAGAGACAAGGUCAAACUAUCGACUGACAGAUCUGCGCCCCCCAGUCGAAUGCACUGCACGCAUCCAUCUUCCGCGCACGACCCCCCUCCCCACUGCCAUGCGUCCCACCCCCCGCAUGCCGCCCUUCUGUGCUCACCCUGGUGCUGCUGCUCCUUUUCGGGCAGCGGCACAUUCUGGAAAUGCAUCGAGGGAUCCGCGACCUGGCACCUCACCACGCCCACCGACGCCAGCAGCAGCGUCAACACAGCCGUUGCGAAAGUCAUCCCGUGUGCGAAGGGGGAGAGGGUGGAAGGGCGGUGGGAGGCGGUAG
Molecule: messenger RNA, 4111 nt
Organism: Vitrella brassicaformis
Lineage: Eukaryota; Vitrellaceae
Source: the annotation of a GenBank genome assembly